Molecule: messenger RNA, 1540 nt
Organism: Podarcis lilfordi (Lilford's wall lizard)
Lineage: Eukaryota; Metazoa; Chordata; Lepidosauria; Squamata; Lacertidae
Source: the annotation of a GenBank genome assembly
AUGGCUUCACUUGUGCCUCUACCGCCAUUUGCGCCAGCCUCUGAAUCAUGGGACUCCUACCUCACUCGGUUCGACUGCUUUCUCCAAGCCAAAGAGCUGACGAAAGUAUCACAGGAGCAUAAGCGGGGCCUGUUCCUCAGCCUCUGUGGGCCUGAGGUGUUCGAGAUGGCCCGUGCAUUGGUUCAUAGAAUCAUAGAAUCCUAGAGUUGGAAGAGACCACAAGGGCCAUCGAGUCCAACCCCCUGCCAAGCAGGAAACACCAUCAGAGCACUCCUGACAUAUGGUUGUCAAGCCUCUGCUUAAAGACCUCCAAAGAAGGAGACUCCACCACACUCCUUGGCAGCAAAUUCCACUGUCGAACAGCUCUUACUGUCAGGAAGUUCUUCCUAAUGUUUAGGUGGAAUCUUCUUUCUUGUAGUUUGGAUCCAUUGCUCUGUGUCCGCUUCUCUGGAGCAGCAGAAAACAACCUUUCUCCCUCCUCUAUGUGACAUCCUUUUAUAUAUUUGAACAUGGCUAUCAUAUCACCCCUUAACCUCCUCUUCUCCAGUUGCGCCUGUAGCAGUCCAGGCAACACCGUGGGACACGAUCCAAGAGAAGCUCCGCAACCACUACGCACCAAAGCUGUCCAAGAUUGCUGCCCGCCAUGUGUUCUACCACCAGAACCAGGCAGAUGGGGAGUCAAUCAACAACUACACCACCGCCUUCCGACAGGCUGCAAUGCACUGCGAGUUCCGAGACUUAGACGAUGCCCUGAUGGAUCGAAUCGUCUGCGGGGUAUGGGACAUCUGUCUGCAACGGUGUCUCCUUGCCAGGCCAGACCUCACGCUGCAGAAGGCCACUGAGGAGGCCGUGGCCUCGGAAGCUGCUGAACGCUCCGCCCAGGAGAUCCGCAAGGCCAGCAGCUCGUGUCUUGCGAGGAAGCCAAUUCCAGUGCAUCACGAAGAGGCCAGCAGUGAUGAGGCAUCCUCCAGUGAAGAUGAUGACGUUCACCAGACAAAGCGGGAGCGCAGGAAGUUCCAAAAGAAGUCCAAGGGCCAAUCGGAAUGUGCCGGCUGCGGAGGCAACCAUUCCCGUGCCAAGUGUCAAUUCAGAGACGCCAUCUGUCGGACGUGUUCCAGAAGGGGCCACAUCGCUAAGGUCUGCUGAUCGGCUCCGUCUGACACCCCCCCUUCACCGACUCGCAAGUCCAAGCCUUCACUCCAGUCCGCCAAGGAAAGCUGUUUCGCUCUCACCAACUGCCGCUGCUCAUCUGGAACCACGAUUGGCCAAACCGACUUGCCUACGCGACGCAAGCUGAACGUCACGGUACUCACUGAAGGAGCUCCAUGUGACAUGGAGAUCGACACCGGGUCUGCCCUGUCCAUCGUGUCUUGGAGCACCAUCAAAAGACUGGUACCCCGAGUGUCCAAAAGGCAACUCAACUCUCACCGCGUACACCUGAGAGACAACCAGGGAAACGACAUUCCCGUGGUAGGCAUUGGCCGGUUCCGGAUCGCCUUCAAGGAUUUUUCGGGCCUGCUCCGGCUGGUGGUGGUUGAAG